Dendrobium catenatum is the source of this 1116-nucleotide messenger RNA. RefSeq names its product vesicle-associated protein 4-2-like. Gene Ontology annotation, cellular component: plasma membrane; endoplasmic reticulum membrane. Gene Ontology annotation, biological process: endoplasmic reticulum membrane organization. NCBI's taxonomy places the organism in Eukaryota, Viridiplantae, Streptophyta, Magnoliopsida, Asparagales, Orchidaceae. The transcript is spliced from 7 exons. Bases 260 to 1096 code for a protein of 278 amino acids. The record is from RefSeq and is a predicted model, not a curated record.
UAAAGUAGCAUUAAAAUAAUCAAAUCCACGGACGUGAAAUCCACUCUUUAAACUCUGCGAAUCUGCAAUCUCCAUGGAAUCCGUCUUGUAGCCGCCCACCCUUCGAAGCUCCAGCCUUUCUUCUUCUUCCCUGCUUCUUCUUGAAUCAGAUUAACCACGAGGAGACGACAGCACGCCACUAAAGAACAAUCACCGUACCCUCACUCGGAUCCUCUUCACUGAUUCGAACCAAGCUUGAGCAGAGGAGGAAGCAGUACAGAUGGCAGUCGCUGAUGGCAGGGCGGGGUCGUCAGAUGGAAAACUCUGGGGUCUAUGCCGGCUUCCGUUCUGGCAGGCCGGCACUUCUGGUGCCGGAGGUGGCGGUGGGACUUCUUCGACGAACUCGUCGUCGUCGUUGACCCAUCAUCAGCACCAUCAUGGUAGUGGUCAGCUCGGCGGGGUUUUGGGGCCGAGAGCGCAGCAGAGUUCCGGUGCGAACUCGGUCUCUUCAGUGGCGAGAUCAAUUUUGCCGACGCGGCGCCGGCUUCGGCUCGAUCCGCCUAAUAAACUUUACUUCCCAUAUGAACCUGGCAAGCAGGUUAGAAGUGCAAUCAGAAUAAAGAACACUAGCAAGUCCUAUGUAGCGUUCAAGUUUCAAACAACUGCACCAAAAAGUUGUUUUAUGCGUCCUCCUGGCGCAAUACUUUCUCCCGGAGAGAGUAUUAUAGCAACUGUUUUCAAGUUUGUGGAGCAUCCAGAGAAUAAUGAGAAGCCCUUGCUUGAUCAGAAAAACAAAGUUAAGUUUAAGAUCAUGAGUUUGAAGGUGAAAGGGCCAAUGGAAUAUGUUCCAGAACUGUUUGAUGAGCACAAGGAUCAGGUUUCAAUUGAGCAAAUUCUGAAGGUUGUCUUCUUGGACUCUGAGCGCCCAAGCACACAAUUGGAGAAACUGAAGCGCCAAUUAGCUGAGGCUGAGGCUGCUCUCGAGGCGCGCAAGAAACCCGCCGAAGACUCUGGUCCACGGAUUGUAGGUGAAGGCCUCGUCAUAGAUGAAUGGAAGGAAAGGAGGGAGAGAUACCUUGCUCGGCAGCAGGUCGAAGGCGCAGUUGAUUCAGUGUGAAGAGUAUGUCAAUGGUAGAA